CGAUGUAUCGCCAGCUCUAAAAAAAAUGGUCCACAGGGUGUUUUCUGCUUUCUGCGCAAUUCUUUUUCGUGUAAUUCGAUUAAACAUAAAUAAAUAAAGCCCGCUGCGAGUAUAUAAGCCCUUGGAUGCGCACCAUCCGCCGCUCGAGAUCGGCGGUGAAGUUAGCAGGGUUUUCGAUUCGGCCCAAACGCGAGUUAAUCGGCCAGGCGGCGUGUUUUCCCCGAGUUCUUUUUAACCGUAUUCGGGAAAUGGGCCGCGAUCCGUAGGCGGAAAACGUGGAGAAGAGGAACGGAACGGAACGCGCGGAGAGGAGUGGAGAGGGGAGGAGGAGCUGGGAAGUGCGAAAAGUGUUUGGGGUUAUGUGCUAGAGUCCCCGCGGGGGGAUUUUCAGCUGUGCGGAUCCGCGACAGAGACGUAAUCGUUCCGGGAAAUCGCCUGCACAAAGAAGAGGAAGAAGGGAGACAGAGAAGAAAACACGCAAAACAACAUGGCAAGUGCCGUUCGCGCUAAGUCUGCCUCUGCCUCCGCCUCUGCCGCAGUUGCAGUCGGCGUCGCAGUCGACGAAAGCAACGGAAGCAGCGCUGCCGCGGAGCAGGAGGUGUCCUCCACUUUGCGCUCCCUCAUCCGCAAGCGGCACGAAAAGUACAUCUCCGCCAAGUGGGAUGACCCGCUGCUCCCGAUAAUCGAUAAACUGGAGCAGAUUGAACGCUGCCAAUCGGAGGAGCAGGUGGCCACUGGCGUUUCUUUGGAGGAUUCCCUGCAAUCCCUGCGUUCCCUGGUGAGGAACAUCAAGCCCGAGGACCACUCGCUCCUGCUGAUCGUCAAGCACAUUGAGCAAAUCUCCGACAUCCUCUCCUCCUCCGACGAGCAGGUGGCCUCCCUGGGCUGCCUGAGGGAUCUCAACCAGACGAUCCGGCGGGAGUGGCCCCCGGAUGACUCCUCCAUCCACCGUCUGAUGAAGCAGAUCCAGAGCAUACAGGCUCAACCGCCGGCGGAGAACAUUUGCUUUGGAGAGCGUCUCCGGGACGAUAGAUGUCCACUCUCCCUGCAGACCAAGCGGCACAUAGAGCGCAUCCAGGCGAUGCUGUACGAGCGGCAGCCCUGGCGCAUCCGCGAGCGCAUGAAGACGGCCAGCGUGGCUUUGGUUUUGUGCCUCAACAUUGGGGUUGAUCCACCGGAUGUGGUAAAGAUCCAACCGUGCUCGCGCCUGGAGUGCUGGAUAGAUCCCAGUUCGGUGUCGCCGCCCAAGGCAAUGGAGCUAAUUGGGAGCAACCUGCAGAUGCAGUACGAGCGCUGGCAACCGAGGGCCAGGUACAAGAAGUGCCACGAUCCCACCGUCGAGGAUGUGAAGAAGCUCUGCACUUCGCUGAGGAGAAACGCCAAGGGCGAGCGCAUCCUGUUCCACUACAAUGGUCACGGGGUGCCCAAACCGACGGCCAAUGGCGAGAUCUGGGUGUUCAACAAGACCUUCACGCAGUACAUACCGCUGAGCAUCUUUGAGCUGAUCACCUGGAUGUCGGCGCCCUCGAUCUACGUGUACGAUUGCUCGAAUGCCGGGAUCAUCAUUAACUCCUUUCAACCCUACGCCGAGCAGCAUGAGCACGAGCUGGAGAAGGCGCUGGCCGCCGCCCAGCAGAGGGGCAGCGGGGCACCGAGUGGCGCCGCCAAUCAGGUGGUGCAGCAGCUGGUCAGCUACAAGAAUUGCAUACACCUCGCCGCCUGUGCGGCCAACGAGAUUCUGCCCAUGAACGCCCAGCUGCCGGCGGAUCUGUUCACCAGCUGCCUGACCACGCCCAUUAACAUUGCGCUCAAGUGGUACGCCAUGCAGGAGAAGCUGGGCAUGGUGCCGCGCAUCCAGAGCGAGCUGAUCGACAAGAUACCAGGCAAAGUAAACGAUCGGCGCACGAUGAUGGGCGAGCUCAACUGGAUUUUCACCGCCAUCACGGACACGAUAGCCUGGAAUUCGCUGCCGCGCGAGCUUUUCCAGCGUCUCUUCCGCCAGGAUCUGCUGGUGGCCAGCUUGUUUCGCAAUUUCCUGCUGGCCGAGCGCAUCCUGCGCAGCCACGAUUGCACUCCAGUUUCGCUGCCCGCCUUGCCGCCCUGCUAUCGCCAUCCCAUGUGGAAAGCCUGGGAUCUGGUGGUCGAUCUGGCCCUGCAGCAGCUGCCCGAGAUUCUGGAUCACAAUGCUCCGUAUCGCCAGCUGCCGUUUUUCGAGCACCAGCUAACCGCCUUUCAGGUUUGGCUGGACAGCGAAUCGGAGUCGCGUACGCCGCCCGAGCAGCUGCCCAUUGUGCUGCAGGUGCUCCUCUCGCAGGUUCAUCGUUUGAGGGCCCUCGAGCUGCUCGCCCGCUUCCUGGAUCUCGGUCCCUGGGCCGUUAAUCUCGCCCUGGGCGUGGGCAUCUUCCCCUAUGUGCUCAAACUGCUGCAGAGUUCAACGCGCGAACUGCGCCCCGUUUUGGUCUUCAUUUGGGCCAAGAUACUGGCCGUGGAUCCCAGUUGCCAGGUGGAUCUGGUCAAGGAGUACAAGUACUUCCUCUCCGUGCUGCAGGAUACCUCUGUAUCCAAGGAACAUCGCACACUGUCCGCCUUUGUGCUCUCCUCCAUUGUUCACAACUUUCUGCUCGGCCAGACGAGUGCUUUGCAAGGACCACUGCUCUCGAUUUGCCUGGAGCAGCUGAACGACGGCAGCUGGCUGCUCCGCCAGUGGCUGGCCAUCUGUUUGGGCAUGCUGUGGCAGAACUUCGAGAAGGCGCGCUGGUCGGGAGCCCGCGAUUUGGCGCACGAGAAGCUGUAUGUCCUGCUGCGCGAUGAGAUUCCGGAAGUGCGUGCAGCCGCCGUCUUCGCUUUGGGCACUUUCAUUAGCUCCGUGACGGAUCGCAGCGAGGAGCAGGCGAAUAAUAUUGAUCGCAUCAUAGCCAUCACCAUGCUGGAGACCGUGGGCGAGGAUAUGUCGCCGCUGGUGCGCAUGGAACUGGCCGCCGCUUUGCAAUGGAUGGUCCUGCUCUUCGAGUCGCAAUUCGUGGCCGUCUAUCUGGCGGAGCAUAUGCGUGGUCACGCCUCCGCCGCCGCCGCCGCCGCUUCGUUUGUGAUGUGCGGGGACCCGCGGGAUCUAAGCUCCUCCACGCACAGCCUGGAGCGGCAUGUGACGAUGCGUCGGGGAGCCAGUUCCAGUUCGAUAUCCAACAUGGGAUCGACAGCUGCUUCAUCGGGCAAUGCGCUAGGUCGCUCGAAAAGCGGCUCUGGAAGUUCGGGCGGCCGAGGAGCAGCUGGAAGCAUACCCUUCCAGUCGAUAUUCACCAAACUCUGGCUGGGCAUCUGCAAUCUGGCCCAGGAUCCCUUUCCCCGCGUUGCCGCCAUUGCCCAGGAGAUUGUGGAUCAUGUGAGGGACACGGCCCUCUGCCCCAUAAUGGCCGCCAAGGAGGCCACGAUGGCCACGGCCACAGAAAAGUGCAGCAGUUUGAGCGUCAGCCUGCCACCGAGUCCGAAUACGAGGGUUAAUUACCUGAGUGGAGGAGCGGGAGGAACGGGAGGAGCUGGAGAAUCCCCGCCAGUAGGAGCAACUGCCUCGGGGGCCAGCCAUUGGGCACAGAAGCUGCGUCUCUCCGGCAGCGGAGGCGGCGGCGUGGCUGCCGGCGAUCCGCAGACCAUCCUCCAGCGCAAACUGCGCACCAGUUCGAUCAACGAUGAGACUGACAGCGGCGGACCGGCGGCCUACCAACGCGGAGCAGCUGGCUUGGGCCUGCCCAGCGGCGGAGGAGGCGGCGGACCCAGGGAGAGCACACAUUCGGCGCGGAGCAGCGGCAGCGAGAGCAAUCAGUACUUGGAGCCCGGUCACAGUUUGACGCCCAUUGUGCUCACCGAGUUUAUACCCUGGGCCAUUUCCUAUUUCACGCGACCGGGCAAGGAGCGCUACAGCAGCGCCGAGGGAGCAGCGGAGGAGGGACGCCAGCGGUAUCCAGUGGAUCGCAAUUCCGCAGAGCUGCGACGCCGGAGAUUGCGUUUCCUACGCAACGAUUUUGUGCGACGUCAUGCGCGGCGGCAGCAGCAGGAGCAGAGCGAUCGUUUCGGCUACGAUGUUUGCGUUUGGAACAGGAAGACGCAGUUUACACCCUCCAUUGUGAAGCUGCUGCCGUACGAGCCGCAGAUUGCAGUGGCCUACCGGGAGAAGGUUUUGGUCUACGAUUUUCAGUACAAUUCAGUGCGCACCUAUGGCGCAGAGGCCACUAACUCGAGUUCCGGCUAUGGAUCAUCCUCGUCGCUCAAUGGCAGCACGCCAAGGAAAUCGGGAGGAGCGGAAAAGCCGCCUCCGUUUGCCCGCGUCAGCAGCAUCGAGUUCAUCAAUGCCCAGGAUAUGGCAUUGAAUCUGGUGGCCCACGAGGAUGGAGUAGUGCGCGUCUGGCAAUCAUCGCCAAUGGUUAGCAGCUCGACCUCCUCCGAGGAUGCGCCGAGCAAGGCGCGCUUGGUCACCGCCUGGAAUGCUUUGGGUCAGGUGAAUCAGCAGGGCUACCGGCAGCGCAACAUCUCCUCCUCCGGCGGCAGCAUUGGCAAAGGAGCAGCGGACACAUCAUUGGGUUCCUCCAGCAAUGGCAACAUUGUGACCGCCUGGCAGCAGUGCAGCCAACACCUUUUGAUAGCCGGCGGCGGCUGUCGCUUCGUGCGCAUCUGGGAUGUGGAGAGGGAGCUCAAACUGGCCGAUAUUCCAUUGGGACGCAGCGAAACCUGCGCCCGGGUGCUGGCACCCUACCUGCCCAACAUGCGAUCCGAUGUGAUACUCGCCGGCUGCGAUGACGGCAGUGUGCGGUUGUUUGACAAGCGAUGUUCGCCGCAGGAAGCGAGGAUUUCCGUGUAUCGGCGGCAUAGUGCUCCCAUUUUGCAUGCCUGCCUAAGGGCCAACGAAACGGUGCUCGUUUCGGGCUGCACUGAAGGUCGGAUUAGCGUCGCGGACAUAAGGGCCAGUCAGUUCCCGAGCAGCGUCAGCGAUGUGGUGCACGAAUGGGAUGCCGGCGGGGAUGUGACAGCUAUCGCAAGUCACCAAAUUGCAGACACCGUGGCCUGCGGGAAUGCCUCGAAGAUUGGGAUCUACUCGCUGGACGGACGGGUACAGAAGGUGCUGCGGACGAACGAGGGCUUCAUCGGGCCCAAGAUCGGACAUCCCACCUGGCUGUCGUUUCACGCGUACAAGGUGCAGCUGGCGGUGGGCUUCGUGGACAAUAUGGUGGCCAUCUACAGCCCCACCCCAGUUCUAUAAGGGCUGUGGAAAGUGGAAAACUGACGUCGAUAAGAAUCCCGAAACCUUGGUCAACGCACGCAGGUUCCUUGCGGAGCCGCAGAUGCAAUCAGCAGUGGAGCAGGUGCGG
Molecule: messenger RNA, 5357 nt
Organism: Drosophila takahashii
Lineage: Eukaryota; Metazoa; Arthropoda; Insecta; Diptera; Drosophilidae
Gene: raptor
Product: regulatory associated protein of MTOR complex 1
Biological process (GO): positive regulation of cell growth; cellular response to starvation; TORC1 signaling
Cellular component (GO): cytoplasm; TORC1 complex
Molecular function (GO): protein-macromolecule adaptor activity; protein binding
Source: RefSeq, a predicted model, not a curated record